Molecule: messenger RNA, 5262 nt
Organism: Closterium sp. NIES-67
Lineage: Eukaryota; Viridiplantae; Streptophyta; Zygnematophyceae; Desmidiales; Closteriaceae
Source: the annotation of a GenBank genome assembly
CCCGCAACGGGAGUUCUGGGUUUUAUUUCACGCUGAGAGCUUUCGUCUUCGGCAUCUGUCUUCUGAGCUCUCUAGUGCUUAGAGAGCUUCGUUCAACCUUUCAAGGCGGAUCACGAGUCCCGGAAGUGGUUCGGUGUCGCCUUUCUGUUGUUGCCCGGAGCUGUUCUGCGGCGAGGCGACACGAGGGUUGAAACGCGUGAACCAAGGAGUUCUGGCCCUCUCGUGUUCGACGAUUCGCAGCGCGAUCGCGGGGGUUUGACUCCGACUCUACCCAGGAGCGGCUCUCCGCGGCCAUGGAGGCGCUUCUUUCCGCGUGUCUGCUGCAGCCGCGCGCGCUUCCGCUGGGCGUUUCCCCCUGCCUCCCGCGCACCCACUCCCGCCAUCUUCGCACGCUUUUGCGGUCCGUGGCUGUCGCCCCCGCCAGCGGCGGGGUUGGCGCUGCACGGCUCGGUAGCAAAUGGCUCGGAUCUCGAAACAUUUCCGCUGCCCGGAAUCUGGCUCCCGGGAAUCUUUUAGCCUGCCCGGCUCCGGUGGAGCUGCCGCGUGGCGUAGCGCGGCCGGUUGUGGUGGCGACCGCUGGUCAGACGCCGAAGGCAGUUUCGGGUGAUGCGGUGGUUGCUGACAGCAGCGAGUCAACGCCGUCUGCCUCGGCUCACGCGCGUAUAGUCACACACUUUUACCGUCACCCUCUCCUCUCUGAUGCUGCGGAAGAGUCACUGCUCCACAAGGUGCAGGAGAAGGUGUGCGCUGACGUCAUCAGCAUCCGCACGGAGCAGUGCUUCAACGUGGAGCUGACGUCAGCGCUGGAUGCCGCUCACGAGGCUGCUCUGGUGUGGGUGCUAUCUGAAACGUACGAGCCCGAAAAGCUCACCAGGGAGUCGGUGUUUAACGCUAGCGCUGCAGCAGCUGAGGGAGGGGAGGAGGGAGAGGGAGAGGAGGAGGGGGAGGUGGUAGUGGUGGAGGUGGGGCCUCGUUUGUCGUUUACCACUGCCUGGUCCACCAAUGCUGUCUCCAUCUGCCGCUCCUGCAACCUCGAGCAGGUGACGCGCAUUGAGCGGUCUCGCCGUUAUGCUCUUGAGCUGGCGCCAGGCGUUGAGGCAGAGGCUGCAUUCACGGACGAGCAGAGGGCUGCAUUUGCGGCGCUGGUGCACGAUCGCAUGACGGAGUGUGUGUAUGCCACACGGCUUGAGACGUUCACCACGGAUACUGCUCCCGCUCCUGUUGUGCGCAUCCCCGUUAUGAAGGAGGGGCGCAAGGCGUUGGAAAGGGUCAACCGCGAGAUGGGGCUGGCGUUCGACGAGUGGGAUCUGGACUUCUAUACCCAAUUGUUUCGCGAGGACAUAGGCCGGGACCCCACCAACGUGGAGCUCUUUGAUAUCGCCCAGUCAAACUCCGAGCACAGCCGCCACUGGUUCUUCAAGGGCGACCUGACGGUGGAUGGGCAGAAGGUGGAUCACACGCUCAUGGAUCUGGUGAAGGACACGCUUAAAGCCAACCCCAACAACUCGGUCAUUGGCUUUAAGGACAACUCGAGUGCCAUUCGUGGCCGCGUCAUUUCCGCGGUUCUGCCCGAGAAUCCCGGGCAGCCAUCGAAGCUAGAGCCGCAGGAGCGGGACUACGACAUUCUGUUCACUGCUGAAACCCACAACUUCCCCUGCGCUGUGGCGCCCUUCCCGGGCGCAGAGACAGGGGCGGGGGGUCGGAUUCGCGACACCCAUGCGACAGGUGUCGGCUCGCUAGUGGUUGCCGCCACUGCGGGUUACUGCGUUGGCAACUUGCAGAUGGAGGGGCAUGCAGCACCGUGGGAGGACACCUCGUUUCAGUACCCGCCCAACCUCGCUCCUCCGCUCCAGAUUCUUCUGGAUGCGAGUGAUGGUGCAUCGGACUACGGCAACAAGUUCGGGGAGCCUCUGAUUCAAGGGUACACUCGCACAUUCGGCAUGCGCCUGCCGAGCGGGGACAGGAGGGAGUGGCUGAAGCCCAUCAUGUUCAGCGGGGGCAUCGGGCAGAUCGACCACCGACACCUGGAGAAGGACGAGCCGGAUGUGGGCAUGAUUGUUGUCAAGAUUGGAGGUCCGGCGUACCGCAUCGGCAUGGGGGGAGGAGCUGCCAGCAGCAUGGUGUCAGGCACGCGGGAUGCAGAGAUGGAUUUCAAUGCGGUGCAGAGGGGUGACGCGGAGAUGGCUCAGAAGCUGAACCGCGUGGUUCGCACGUGCGUGGAGCUGGGGGAUGAGAACCCCAUUCUCAGCAUCCACGACCAGGGCGCGGGCGGCAACUGCAAUGUGGUGAAGGAGAUCAUAUACCCCCAGGGCGCAGAGAUUGACGUGCGGUCGAUUGUGGUGGGCGACGAGACCAUGUCCAUCCUCGAGAUCUGGGGCGCAGAGUACCAGGAGCAGGAUGCCCUUUUGGCGCGCCCUGAGAGUGAGGCACUUCUGCGGUCCAUCUGUGACCGCGAACGACUCUCCAUGGCCGUUAUUGGGACCAUCAGUGGCUCGGGCAAGGUGGUUCUGUUUGAUUCCAGGGAGCAGCAGGAGGCAGCAGCAGCAGGCAAGGCGGCCCCUCUCCCUGCCGUCGACCUGGAUCUAGACAAGGUUCUGGGCGACAUGCCGAGCAAGCGCUUUGACUUUGUGCGCAGCACGGACGAGAGGGAGCCCUUGGAGCUGCCCCCUGCCCUCACAGUUUCAGAGGCACUCAAGCGCCUGUUAAGGCUGCCAUCGGUUGCGUCCAAGCGGUUCCUCACCACCAAGGUGGAUCGCUGUGUGACGGGCCUCGUGGCUCAGCAGCAGACUGUGGGCCCACUGCAGAUCACCCUUGCUGACGUGGCAGUCAUUGCUCAGACCCAUACAGGCAUCACAGGAGCGGCAUGCGCCAUUGGAGAGCAGCCAAUCAAGGGCCUCAUCAACCCGGCAGCCAUGGCCCGUAUGGCGAUCGGGGAGGCCCUCACCAACCUCGUCUGGGCUAAGGUCACUGCUCUAGAGGACGUCAAAGCCAGUGGCAACUGGAUGUAUGCGGCCAAGAUGGGAGGAGAGGGAGCCGCCAUGUAUGAUGCGGCAGUGGCCUUGAAGGAGGCGAUGGUGGAGUUAGGGAUCGCGGUGGAUGGGGGAAAGGACAGCCUGUCAAUGGCUGCUACGGCGGGCGGAGAGACCGUGAUGGCGCCUGGUAAUCUGGUGAUGAGCGCAUAUGUCACCUGCCCAGAUAUCACCCUCACAGUGACGCCCGAUCUCAAGCUCCCAGGAGAGGGCGUCUUGAUUCAUGUUGACCUGAGCGCCGGGCACAGACGAGUGGGCGGGUCGGCGUUGGCACAUGUGUACGACCAGAUAGGCGAUGAGUCACCAGAUGCUGACGUGGACCUGCUGAAGAGGGGCUUUAACGCCGUGCAGGAUCUCAUCGGCCGUCGUCUCAUUGCGUCAGGCCACGACAUCAGCGAUGGGGGCAUCAUCACAGCCAUUCUCGAGAUGGCCUUUGCUGGCAACACCGGUGCUACCGUCGACAUUCCGGCAUUGGAGGGGGAGGAGGAGGUGGAUGUGUUUGCCACCCUGUUCUCAGAAGAGCUGGGGCUCGUGAUCGAGGUGGCGCCGGCCAACCAGGACGAAGUCCUGCGCACCCUGUCCGCCGCCCAGGUCCCUGCUACAGUAAUCGGCCAAGUCCCAUCGUCUUCCUCCUCUGGCCCGCUCCUCUCGGUAGCGGUGGCGGGGGUGCCGGUGUUAGAGGGGGAGUCGAUGCCGGCGUGGCGGGACGUGUGGGAGGAGUCGUCCUUCCUGCUGGAGCACAUGCAGCGCACCGAGACGUGCGCCGCGGCGGAGAGGGACGGGCUCAAGCACCGGAAGGAACCUUCUUGGAACCUUGGCUUCACACCCAGCAGGACCGCCCAUGAGCUCCUGACUGCAUCCUCCAAGCCCCGUGUGGCUGUAUUGAGGGAGGAGGGCAGCAACGGCGACAGGGAGAUGGCAGCAGCAGUGUGGGCGGCAGGCAUGGAGCCGUGGGAUGUGACUGUAUCGGAUUUGCUGCAAGGGAGGGCGAAGCUGGACGACUUUAGGGGCAUCAUCUUUGUUGGCGGCUUCAGUUAUGCCGACGUGCUUGAUUCGGCCAAGGGGUGGGCAGCAGCCAUCCGGUUCAACGAGGCCCUUAAAGCCCAGUUUGAUGCCUUCUACCAACGAGCAGACACAUUCAGCCUGGGGAUCUGCAACGGGUGCCAGCUCAUGGCGCUGCUGGGAUGGGUUCCUGGUCCCGAGGUGGGGGGAGUGAUGGGCGAGGGGGGCGACGCGGCUCAGCCCCGCUUCGUGCAUAACGAGUCGGGGCGCUUCGAGUGCCGCUUCUCCACCGUGCAGAUCGACGACUCGCCUGCCGUCAUGCUCAGGGGCAUGGAGGGCACGAGAGUGGGCAUCUGGGUGGCACACGGGGAGGGCCGCGCGCUCUUCCCCUCUUCCUCCCUCCUCGACUCCGUCCUCUCCUCCAACCUCGCUCCGAUCCGCUACUGCGACGACGAUGGCGCGCCCACCGAGACCUACCCCUUCAACCCUAACGGGUCCCCAGCAGGGAUAGCGGCACUGUGCUCGCCGGAUGGGCGGCAUCUGGCGAUGAUGCCGCACCCCGAGCGGUGCUACAUGAUGUGGCAGAUGCCGUGGGCGCCUAAGGAGUGGAGGGAGAGGAUGGAUGCGAGCGGGCCCAGCCCGUGGCUGAAGCUGUUCCAGAAUGCAAGGGAGUGGUGCCAGGAGCACCCGCAGUAGGCAGGGUCUAAGUACGGCCAGCACGUGCGUAAGGUUGGAUUUAUGCACCCAUCACUAGAUUGGGACUCGGCAUAUGCUGGAAGGGGAUGCCAGCAUGACCAGCUUUGGCUGAAGCUGCUUUAGAACGGGCCGGAAUGCUGUGGGGAGCACCCGCAGUAGGCAGGUCCAGAACUACCAUGGGCGCCCAAUGCUGGGUCUCCUGUACCAGCAUUUCCCAGGGUGAAACUUGAUGCAAACGAGCAUGGCUCUUAGGGGGGGGCAGUGAUUCAAGGGUAUUUCACCCUGAUUAUCCUUGCCAGCAGCCACUUUUCAGAGUACACCCUGAUUUCGUAAGGGUAAAAAGGUGUUUCGAGGCCGAAUUUGCCCCACACCCUUUCAAAUCAGGGUGAAAUAGUCAUGAUACCCUGAUUCCUAACGGUACCCCACAAGUUGUUCCUGUUCAGUUUAUGCACAAUGAGUGUACCGCUUGCUGACCCGAUGUAGCAAUAGUACUGGUACUAUCAGGAAUAUGUGUCAAUAAGAUGACUUCGCCACA